AUGGGGGAGAAGGAAUUUGGAGCAAUGGCUGACCCGAUCGAGAACGCCGUGUCUGGAAGUGGUAUUUACCUUCAUUACGCCAAGGCGACACACCCUGAAACUGUCCACCGCGACCUCAAGUUGGAGAAUAUUCUGGUGUCCACUAAUCCCAGUGAUCCGGAAGACAACCUCUUCAUAAAGGUGACGGACUUCGGGCUGUCGGUGGUGCGCGGGGGCGUGGGCCACGAGUCCAUGCUGCAGGAGAUGUGCGGCACGCCGGCCUACAUGUCGCCCGAGCUGUUCGGCGAGCGCAUGUACAGCCAGCAGUGCGACCGCGCGCGCAACGUGGCCAUUCGGCGCACCUUCGGCGAGCUGUCGCCCACGUCGUCGGUGACGAUGCUGCUGCCCCCGCGCGGCCGCCGCAACUCGCGCUCCUCCGGCGACUCGAAACAAUUUGAAAGUUACAUUAGCAUUACGUUAUUUGAGUUUGAAAAUAAAUUAAAAGUUAAUGUAUUUUAA
Molecule: messenger RNA, 498 nt
Organism: Gryllus bimaculatus (two-spotted cricket)
Lineage: Eukaryota; Metazoa; Arthropoda; Insecta; Orthoptera; Gryllidae
Source: the annotation of a GenBank genome assembly